AAUCAUUUCACACAAGUGACAAGUCGCCAAUCGCCAUUAAAAGUGGAGUGUAAACUCAUUUCUUUCAUGUGUAAUGUUAAAUAAAAGAAGAUAUUGUAUAUAUGUAUAUUGUCGAAUUCAGUGUUAUUAAGUAUUCAAUAAUACAUAAACAAUGGCCCGCGGAGAAAGAGGUGUCGCUAGAGUUUUAGAAAAACUCGAAGCAUCCGUAAAUGCGGGUCAAUACUAUGAAGCACAUCAAAUGUACAGAACUCUAUAUUUUAGGUACUUAAAUCAAAAGAAGUACGGUGAUUUGCUACAAUUGUUGCACAGUGGUGCAAACAUAUUGUUAGAAUGUGAUCAACAAGGUAGUGGUACAGAUUUGGCGAUACUUCUUUUAGAUGUACUCACGAAAUCUCACAUAAAACCAUGUGAAGAAUGGAUUAAAAAAAUUGCUCAACUCUUUGCUAAGAUGAAAUCAAAUGUGGUGGAGAGGGAAACCUUUUUAAUUAAUGCAGUAAAGUGGUCAAUGGAUAAAAAUAAGAGAGGCCAUCCUUUACUCCACAGGAGUAUUGCAGAAGUGUACUGGCAAGAAAAGAAGUUAUCAACUGCUUAUAGGCAUUUUUUACAUUCAAAUGAUGGUGUUGCUUUUGCUACCAAAUUGAUAGAAUUACAUACUACCAAAGGAUUUAAGUCAGAAAUUGCUAUGUUUAUAGCUCAGGCAGUGUUGCAAAUUCUUUGUUUGAAAAAUAAGGAAAUGGCCCAUGAGGCUUUCAAGACAUAUACAAGAUGUCAUCCAAAUUUGCAUGAAAGUGCCCCACCAUUUCCAUAUCCACUACUAAAUUUUUUAUACUUGCUUCUUAAAGUUAUUGAUCAUGGAGAUGCUAUGAAAUUUUUAAUGCUACGUAAAAGUUAUUAUAAAUUUCUAAAGCGUGACCCUCGCUUCUUUGGGUAUUUGGACAAUAUUGGCCGUGUCUGGUUUGGAAUUUCUGCCCCAGAGAACCGUAGGAACCCUAACUCGAUGUUAAGUGACGUUAUAAAGUCAAUGCUUGGCGAGAUUGACAGCUCAGAUGAAGAUGGCAGCAAGUUGGCAAACAAACCCCAAGUCCCUGACUUAGAUUAAACUUUGAUUUAUGAUAGUCUGUUUUUAUGAAUAUAGUUAUUAUGGUGAAAAUUUGUUUACCCAUCAAAAUUUGAUUUAAAAUAAUUGAAAUAAUAAUAAAGCAAGCAACUACA
Molecule: messenger RNA, 1212 nt
Organism: Pieris rapae (cabbage white)
Lineage: Eukaryota; Metazoa; Arthropoda; Insecta; Lepidoptera; Pieridae
Product: Golgi to ER traffic protein 4 homolog
Exons: 4
Coding region: 152-1099 (315 amino acids)
Biological process (GO): protein insertion into ER membrane
Cellular component (GO): cytosol; BAT3 complex
Molecular function (GO): protein binding
Source: RefSeq, a predicted model, not a curated record